This is a messenger RNA of Malassezia restricta, 558 nucleotides long. RefSeq lists its product as uncharacterized. Bases 1 to 558 code for a protein of 185 amino acids. The transcript has a single exon. The record is from RefSeq and is a predicted model, not a curated record. NCBI's taxonomy places the organism in Eukaryota, Fungi, Basidiomycota, Malasseziomycetes, Malasseziales, Malasseziaceae.
AUGACGUCGGUAGCGCGCAGUCCCCGCAAGUUUCAGGCCUCGCGUGCCAUCAAGUGCGAGCCAAAUGCUCAGUCGAGCACCGAAAUGGUGGUACAAAAUACUCCGUGGAGCGCAUCUAUGAGCAACGUGGAUGGCGGAUCUCGCACCGAGGUGUAUGCUCUCGUCAACGAUCGGUACCCUGGUGCGCCCGGUACGGCUCUCGCGAAGGCCGAGGAAGCGGAGGAACGCGCUAAAAUGACAAAGAAGCGCGAGCAAGUUCGGAAAAAGGCAGCUAAUGCUGAGCUCGAACACCUAGGAGUCAAGAACCUGACCAAGCGACGCAGGAGCUCAAGCCCCUACGCGAGCAGCUCUCCCAGCGAGUCGGGCAGCUCUGUGAACGGUGACACAGAAGAAAAGUCCUUUAGGAGCGGCUCACGUCAUCGUCGCGCAUCGUCGCGCAACAGCUCGCCCAUGCCUCUGACGACGGAGGCAACUCGACUACCUCACCACAUCACCAAUGCGCCUGUGCAUCCAAGUCCGCUGGCUACGCAUGCUAUUGCCGCUCAUGACGUGCGCUAA